AUGUCUACAACACCCGCAGUAAAAAACUCGAACCUCAACAAUUCCAAUAACACCAACAUCAUCAUCAAACCUGUUAAUUCCUCGCAAGCACAAAACCAACAAGACAAUAUGCCACGUAACAUUGGAAAACAAGAGGGUUCUUUUAUCGCUCCAUUACCAAUCACUCAAAAUAUUCACUAUGAUCAUCGUCGUAUGUUUACGACAGCACCUCGACGAAUGGAAUCUGCAUGA
Molecule: messenger RNA, 231 nt
Organism: Ambispora gerdemannii
Lineage: Eukaryota; Fungi; Glomeromycota; Glomeromycetes; Archaeosporales; Ambisporaceae
Source: the annotation of a GenBank genome assembly